Stylophora pistillata is the source of this 1952-nucleotide messenger RNA. Its product is annotated as adenosine receptor A2b-like. Gene Ontology annotation, cellular component: plasma membrane. Gene Ontology annotation, biological process: G protein-coupled receptor signaling pathway. The record is from RefSeq and is a predicted model, not a curated record. Lineage: Eukaryota; Metazoa; Cnidaria; Anthozoa; Scleractinia; Pocilloporidae. Gene Ontology annotation, molecular function: G protein-coupled receptor activity.
UCGAAGGCACGAUUUCUUUCAGAAAUAUUCUCGAAAUGGGUUACAUUUUUAAUUGCGUCAAGCUAACCAUCACAUUUAAUUAAGGAUCAGUUCGAUUCGAUAGCUCCAGCUUAAGAGGAAGGAGUGUUUUUCCGUGAUUUUGAACCAUUUGAAGACACUUUCCAAUGCGCUCGGUUACUUCCCAUUAUCAGCAGUCGGGAAUUCUUUAAAGCACUAAUUCAUUCCUUUGCACGACUGAUCACACCGGCGGUUUCACAUUUAUUUGACCAUGAAAUUACGCGACAGGCUUGCUUCUGUGAAAACGAGGUGAAGACUUAUACUGUAGCACUUGCGGCCAGGAAAGUUUGAUUUCGUAUGCGUCAAAGCCAGUUGGUGGUGUGAAGAACUCUGAAAGGAUAAUCAAACAGUAAAUUACCGGACUCCUGUGACUUAACACCUCAAACACCAACCACCAGUUCAAUAUCACUGAUCUAAGCGGGAGACGAGAAGCUUUUCAUGAGUUGCAAGUCCCACGCCUGACCUGAACACUGUUAGCUGUCAGUGUAUGCCGGUAAAAGUGAAUCUGAACUCUGAGAGUUCUUUACCUACUGACGAUGAGUUUACUUUUGUUCCGCGUAGACUGAGAUCAGUGUUUCGUACAGAUACUGGACAUUAACCCAACCAAAACAAAGCCUGUUUGAUUUGUGCGCGAAGCCUGGAAGUACCGGCGCUUAAUGCAAACCAGCCCUGGCGAACCAAACACCGUAUGCACCAGUUAUGUCGGACAAUCUGGCCCUUGUCAUCACGUUCGUGUUUUUGUCAGCCCUAAUCAUCGCUGUUAACUUGACAGUUUGUGUUAUUGUUUAUCUACGAAAAAGCAUGCGGACUUAUACCAACGGGUUCGUCGUAUCGCUUGCGUUCAGCGAUCUUUUGAUUGGAAGUGUGUUAAUUCCUGCCGCGCUGGUCUCACCUCAUUCAGUCGAGAUGGGUUACUUGAUUUCUAUCACGCUUUUAUCGGGAGUUUUUAAUCUUGUUUCCGUGACCUUCGAUCGCUACGUCUCUGUUUUGAAAGCACUGCAGUACGAGAAUAUCAUGAGAAGCUACUUUAAAGGAAUACUCGCCGCAAGCUGGUCACUUGCGUUCAUCGUCUCUUUAAUUCCUUUAAUAUGGGGAACGAACACGACCAUGCUUGCGCACAAGGUCUACGUGCUAAGCGAAAUUGGGCUGUGUGUUUUGCUGCCCUACGUGUUAAUUUUUGUAGGCUACGUGCGAAUCUUUUUACAAGUAAAAAGAAGGAUCGAACGCGAGAGAGCCAUCACGGCGUCGGUGAGGAAAAAUUUACAACGGAGGAGCAAGAUUUCUUCCGAAGGAAAACUCGCCCAGGUUUUCAUAAUAGUAGCCGUGAUGUUUGUCAUAAGCUGGCUUCCUGUUCAAUAUAUGACAGUCGUUCAUGAACUAGGACGUCCCGAGCUCAUCCCGAACGAUUUAGUGAUCGUUUCGUUAUUUACGAUCGUGCUCGGCUCGCUCAUAAACCCAGUCGUAUAUUCGUUUCUUAAGCCAGACUUCCGUAAGGCCAUCCGGCAUAUCUUAAAUUACCGAAGAGAUCUCCGCCGGAGACGUUUGAGAGGAAGUUUAUCAACACCGGCCAGUUGCAAAUCGCAAACCACAAAUUCGAGUUGGAAAUCGCGUCCUUCCCAGAAAAACAACACCACUUGUGUUUAGUUAACUCAAAAAUCCUUAGAAGAUCGAUUGCAUAUUUGUAAUAUUCGUUUUAGACAUUGUGCACGAUAUUGGUUGUUAAACAUAAAUUUAAAAUAACAACUUCCUUUCAUUCAGUCAUGUUUUGAUGUCUCUAAGAAAAUCUUAAAGCUCUAGACCAACGGUUAUGGACCUGGGGGUCCUGCAAGAGGAUUAUUUACAGUAUGAAUUCAUGCCCUUAGUCGAAUUAUUUUUUCCUCUAAAAAAUUUUAUAA